Molecule: messenger RNA, 1152 nt
Organism: Heterotrigona itama
Lineage: Eukaryota; Metazoa; Arthropoda; Insecta; Hymenoptera; Apidae
Source: the annotation of a GenBank genome assembly
AUGGCCGAAUCGCCAAAUGCUUUUUCAGAUUCAGUUUUUGCAGAUUCCAAUGCUUCGAUGAACUCUGAUUCUUUCAAAACUACUCUCAUGCCUUUUCCUCCACCUCCACAUACAGCCUUUAUCAUUAAAGGAAAACCUAUCUUCCUUGCCUCCAAUACUCGAACCAGUUGCGAGGAACAUCUUGUAUCUUAUAUUACUAGGUGUGUGUAUACCUGCUAUAACAGGAACCCCAGCUUUUAUCAUCAUAUCUUUUGAAGUACUUUUAAUUCCCAUAUUUUUAAUCGCAUCUGCCGAAGGUCCAAUGAAUGAAACGUAAUAAUGUUUAUACCUGGUACACUAUUUAAUGUCGUAUCCAGAAGUGUUUCUACAUCGACGAUAUGCAAUCAGAUAAUAAAAUUGACAAGAUUAAGAGUUGUGGAUAAUAGUGAAAUUGGAAAGGCAGCUAUGAUGGAAGGGAAACCACCACGUUGUAUUCAUGUUUAUAACAAAACUGGAGUUGGUUAUAUAGGGGACAGAGUACUAGUUGCCAUAAAAGGUGAAAAGAAAAAAGGUAUAUUGGUUGGUUUGAAGCAGCGCCAAAAUCCCAAAGUUCCAAGAUUUGACAGCAACAAUAUAGUUCUGAUAGAUGACACUGGAACGCCUUUAGGUACAAGGAUUCAUGUACCAAUUCCUCAUAUUCUGAGAACAAUUAUGAGAAAGAAUACACAUAGUAAAGGUGCAGAUUAUACAAAGUUACUAGCUAUUGCCACAAAAUUUGUUAAAUCGUAUUUCGAAUACAUUCACUUCGAACGCAAUCGUCAAUCAGAUUGGAUCGCAGGAGAAAUAAACGUUGAUGCUAGCAACGUACAACCAAUCAGAAUAGGGGAAUGCAAUAUGAACAAUCGUUUAAGCAUAAGAAAAGUUUUUUACGAUUAAUUGCUAUCGUAUCGUUAGACACGUUAGAUACAUACAAGAAUUUGAAUAUGCAAAUUGACAACAAGUGUGUAAAGACGGUGAUGUGAAUGUUGGAAUUGGAAAUUUAGAUUUGAGUUGUCCGGUCGUUUGUUGCGUAUUCAUCAAAGUACAUAUAUCGUGCUUUAAUAGGGACAUUUCGUAGAGAAGAAAUCCCUUGAUCUGAGCGGCAGUGGCUGUCUUUUACAAAUGGCGACUUAG